Molecule: messenger RNA, 1251 nt
Organism: Suillus discolor
Lineage: Eukaryota; Fungi; Basidiomycota; Agaricomycetes; Boletales; Suillaceae
Exons: 3
Coding region: 1-1251 (416 amino acids)
Source: RefSeq, a predicted model, not a curated record
AUGGAUAGACUCACCAGCUCGGAACUUAUUCGCUUGAUUUUGCAGGAAUCUUCACCUGCCAACAGUGACGAGCUCAGCCAUGUAUUAUCGCUAAUUUUCAAGUCCUGUGUGACUGAAGUUCCCAAAACAAAGGAUCUCAAAGUUCUGUUGAAGAAAAUCCACCCCAAUACCAGGAUUGAAGCAUUUCAGCACAUUGAAGAUGAAGCAACCCUUGUACCACUCUAUGACAUGCACGCAUGUCGUUGGAACUGGCCACUCCCAGAGUCACAUUUAGACAAACUCACUGCUAGUGGGGAGAGAAGUAAUCAGGCAGAAGAGAACAGUAGCACGGACCAGGGAGAGAGGGAAGGAGAAAAUAGUGGUGCCACGAAUCAGAGGUCGGGAGAUUGGGUUUUUGUCGAUGACACUGGCGCACCCGCUGCCUCUGAGUCACAGGCUGAGAGUGUUGGCCAGCCUGAGGACGACGUAAUGUUAACAAAUGCCAGCUCUGCCAGUAGUGACAAUGCCCCAGUGCUCCAUGAAAUCAACUGCGAUUCUACAAAACCAUGGACGACCGAACAGGUUUUUGCAUCCUUCAAUAACCUCCUUGCCUUUGCCCUCCUCCUGCAGCAGCCUACACUCACUCAGAAGCGUACCUUAUCUCGUAUCUGGAGCGCAUCGAACUCCUCAUCCACAAUAUGUGGCAAUGAAAUCAUGUGCAAACCAGACCUCAUCCUACUUGAUGAUAUCGAGGCUAGAUGGGAUACAAUCAAGGCUAUGUACCGGGACUGGUUAUAUAACCGGAGAGCUGAGAAGACCGUCAAAAAACAAAGCAAGUUCGGUAAGAAAUGGACUACCUGGGUGGUGAUAGAACACCAGUGCAAGAAGGAGAUCCUUGAAGAGACCGGAGCAAGGCCAGGAGGGAAGGAAAUGAUUAAAAACUACCAGGGUGUGGUCAAUGCAAUUAUGGGAGGUUUACCUGAAGAGCAGCUGGAGGAAGCAAAUAAGACAGUGAUAGAAUGGUCUAGCAAGGCUCCUCCUACAGAUGUCCAAGUUGAGUUCGCUCAGAAAAAAGCUCCUGGUAUGAUGAAGGAUCUUGCAACUCAGUUAUGGAGGCAGGCUGGUAUGAGGAUAUUCAUAUUGUCGGCAUGGAAAACUGAGGAAGGCGAAGUGAGGAUCAAUGGAAUUGACUUCAAUGAAAAGUUGGAGGGCAGUAGUUUCACAGAUACAAAAGACUGGAAGGCCACAUCAGGAAACCUACAAUUCUGCUGA